Messenger RNA from Triticum aestivum (bread wheat), 1298 nucleotides. RefSeq names its product probable long-chain-alcohol O-fatty-acyltransferase 1. Lineage: Eukaryota; Viridiplantae; Streptophyta; Magnoliopsida; Poales; Poaceae. The transcript has a single exon. Bases 41 to 1027 code for a protein of 328 amino acids. The record is from RefSeq and is a predicted model, not a curated record. Gene Ontology annotation, biological process: lipid metabolic process.
UUCGAAAAGAAAAAAAGGUUGAGCGGGGACGGGCGAAAAGAUGGGUUUCCCGCGGGACAGCAUUACUGCCAUGGUGCCCCUGGCCGCCGCGCUGUACGUGCGCUUGGCGUCGUCGGUCCUCGGCCCUGGCCUCGUCCGCCUUGUCGCCCUGCUCCCGGUGCUCACGUUCCUUGCGGCCGUCCCGCUUGCCUUCUCCUCUACCAUCCUCCGGGGUACCGCAGCUCUGUUCCUCGCAUGGCUCUGUUUGUUUAAGGUGGCCCUCCUCGCCGUCGGCAGCAGGCCGCUCGACCCCGCCCUCCCCGUGAUCCCGUUCGUAUUCACGGCCUCGCUCCCCGUGAUGCCCCGUCGCAGCCGCCCCGGUGCCAAAGCCAACCCAGGGUCAGGGCACGUCGUCUCUUGCGCGGCCAAGGUCGCCGCCUUAGCCGCCAUCCUCCAACUGUUCAGGAACCGGCUGCAUCUCCACGCGCGCCUCGCUCUGUACGGCAUUGUGCUCUACUGCUUCUUCUACCUCCUCCUCGCAUGCCUUGCGGCCAUCGGCGGCGCGCUCGGCAUGGACAUGGAACGACCGUUUGACCGUCCGCUCCUAGCGUCGUCGCUGAGCGACUUCUGGGGCCGGCGGUGGAACCUCGUCAUGUCCGGCAUCCUCCGGGCGGCGGUCUAUGACCCCAUGCAGGCACGGGUAGGGAAACCCGCUGGGAUCAUGGCUACGUUCCUCGUGUCCGGACUGAUGCACGAGGCCAUGAUGUGCUAUAUCACCCUGCGGCGCCCAACCGGCGCGAUGCUCGCCUUCUUCAUGCUCCAGGGCGCGGCCCGCGUGGCGGAGGACUGGUGCUCGGCAAGAGGGUUGCGUCCACGCCCGAGGGCUGUGAGAACGCUGCUUGUGUUGGUGUCCAUCGCGAGCACGGCGUUCUGGCUAAUCUUGCCGCUGGUUUCCAUGAGCGGAGCCGAGGAGAAGUUACUUGAGGAGUGGGCGGCAGUGACGGCCUUCUUCCAGGACGGCGGCAGAUAUCUUCUCCCGUACCGGUGAUCUUAGUUUAUCUGGUCCAUGUGAAGGUUGCUGUUGUGGUAUGUCGUUCAAAGCCAUUGUCGAAUUCUAUGUCUACUAGAUUUCGUUAAUGCAAUACUUCAUAUGAUCGAACCAUGCAAUGCUUUAAUGAGACUAUCUUAACGAUCUGAUGCUCUGAUGAGAUCUUUCUUCUGUAAUAUGCACAAGAGUGCAUAUAAUAUUGAUUAUUGAGAGUGCCUAAAACUCAUCUACUCCCUAAUGUAAAAAACGUUAUUAUAUUAUGGGACGGACG